Molecule: messenger RNA, 417 nt
Organism: Eremothecium gossypii ATCC 10895
Lineage: Eukaryota; Fungi; Ascomycota; Saccharomycetes; Saccharomycetales; Saccharomycetaceae
Product: ADR222Wp
Exons: 1
Coding region: 1-417 (138 amino acids)
Source: RefSeq, marked provisional
AUGGCUGCAGAUAGUUAUAUAGUAACACACAGGCGGAAUAUCAUGCAGUGCCAGCUGUUCAACGUUGUUCCUACGCAAAAACGUAAACGGGAGUCGCAGCAGCGGCUUUGGGCGGGAAAAGCCGUGUUCGAGGAGCUCAUGCUCCCGGAAAUGGGGCAAUGGACGCCGACGUACCAGCUGAAGUUCGAGUAUGAGAGCACGCCGCAUGUGUUCUGCCGGACACGAAUAAUGCGGAGGCUGAGAGACGUGAAACGGGUUCUGCAACGGCAGCCGGACGGAGCAUUCCACGUGCUGGCACGGGCGCAGGCGCUGGACAUAGUUCUGGAGCUUCGCAUCGGCGACGCGGCGGAGGAGCAGAAGUUCCAGGACAUGUGGCAGCGGAUGCUGGAGGAGUUCGAGAUGCUGGCGGAGAAAUAG